Messenger RNA from Xyrauchen texanus (razorback sucker), 2307 nucleotides. RefSeq lists its product as uncharacterized. The coding region runs from base 754 to 1911 and encodes 385 amino acids. Lineage: Eukaryota; Metazoa; Chordata; Actinopteri; Cypriniformes; Catostomidae. The transcript has 6 exons. The record is from RefSeq and is a predicted model, not a curated record.
GGUCUUGCGUUAAAGCUAAAAUAAAGAAACUAGUCUUUAGGAUAUAAGUACUGUGUUGAGAUGGCUUUUGGCUCACUGGUGUACAAUAAUGGUUAAAAAAAAAAACAAUCCUUCCAAGAAAGUGUCAUCUUAGCCGGUCACCUUGUGGACAAAGAUAGCAAGUUGCAGAUGGACGUAGCCGGUUCAGAGGACAUCGAUCUGGAAACAUAUUGGAGCCCAUUAAGUUGUUUUUGCAACGCUUGCUCUACUCCUUCAAAACCUAUCCGGAGCUAGAGGCAAAGAUGACGUCACAAUAUCAACACAUCAUGGUGUGAUCCAGAAGCUCGACGACACGCGUGUGAAGGUAAUGUCUAUCGACAAGACAACAUCUGAUAAAACAGACAAAUCCCAGAUAAGUAUCGAUGUCAAGGUGUUUUCCAAAAUGGUCGACCAGCUGGAAAAGGAUGUAAAAGGACUGCAGGUGAAAACACAUGUCUGAAAGAAAGCCUGGAAGAAAUACUGAGAUAUUCGCGCAGGUGGGACUUUAAGCUUCAAGGAGCUGCUGAGCACGAUGGAGAAAAUGUGAGAGAUGCCACAAUCAAUAUUAUAACAAAAGAUGUCCCUGAUAUUCAAUACAGACUGGAUGCUGUAAUUGACAUUGUGCAUCAACUGGGACAGAUAAGAUCUGAUGAUCACAGAACAUCAUCAUGUGAUUUACUUUGUGAAUCUACAGAGCAGGGGCGUCGCACCCGUGGGGGACCCACACUUUUCCCGAUGAGAGGGUUCAACACCCACACUUUUUCUGCAGUUUUGCACAAACGCCUUACUAUAGCCGCUCCUCCUUGUCUCUGGCCACUCUGUGUCUGCGCUCGCUGCAGCUGCCUCCUCCCCCUCCCUCUCAAACAUCACACCGGCUUUGAGUGUGACCGGCUGAUGAUUGGCUGUUCUACCUUAAGUCCCGCCUCUCUUGGUGUGUUAGAUCGGUUAGCUUGUGCUGAGGAGGCGGGAACUUAUGGUUAUGGUUAUUUGCGUCUCCCUUUUCCAGGUGUGUUUGGUGUUGAUGAAAUGAAGACUGUGUCAGUGAUGGACAGAGAUUCUCUGACUUUACGCACUGCUGUUACUGGAUUACAGAAUGACAAAUCCAAUUUUAUUAAAUGGUAUUUUAAUAACAUCCGUGUAGCUCAAAUCAAUGGAGAUCUCAGUGAGUUCUGUACUGAUGUGAAGUGUCCAGGUGGUUAUAAUGAGACAUUCAGAGACAGACUGAAGAUGAACAAUCAGACUGGAUCUCUCACCAUCAUGAACAUCAGAAUUACAGACUCUGGAGAUUAUCUUCUACGUACCAUCAUCAACAACAACAUCAAUAAGAAGAUAUUCACUGUUACUGUUCAACCUGGAGUGUCUGGUGCUGAAAUGAAGAUAAAGUCGGUGAUUGAAGGAGAUUCUGUCACUCUACACACUGAUGAUACUGUAAAACAGGGAGAUGUUGUGAUAACUUGGUUUUUCAAUGACACUCGUAUAGCUGAAAUGAAUGAAGAUCCCAGUAAGAGCUGUACAGAUGUGACGUGUGAUGAAGGUGCUGAGAGAUUCAGAGACAGACUGAAGAUUGACCAUCAGACUGGAGAUCUCACUAUCACAAACACCAGAACUACAGACUCUGGACUUUAUCAACUAGAGAUCAGCAGCAGUAUCAGCAGCAGCUUCAGCGUAAAGAGCUUCAGUGUUAAUGUCAGCGUAUCAGACAUAACUCCAGAUUCAGGUCGGUCUUCUGGUGAUGUAGGAGGAAUAUGUGUUGCUGUUGGUGUUGUUGUUGUUCUGGUUGUCGGUUUAACUGCUGAUGUGAUUUAUAAUCGCUGUACGAGCUCAAGACAAAGACAAUAUGAAAUCAGGAUGAAGCAAAUAUUCAGGAUGCCAAAGAGCAGAAGAUUCAUUUGAUGAAUGGGGCAGGACAGGAAAAGAGAGACGAUGCCACUGAAUGACUCGACAAUGCACACUAUAAAAUAUGAUAUAAAACCUGCAGUCAAAUCAAGAACAUAAAUUAUAAAUAUUGCCUUUUAAUCUAGUGUUUCUUCUGGAAUUAUUAAAAUCUGAUUUUCUCUUUAAAAUGAUUUUUAAAUCACAAAUCACAUUGUCAUGCCAGGACUUCUUUAUUUUAUGUUUAAAUGUCUAACAUCUGUAUAUAACAGAAGUGUAUUUUUACAUGCGUGUGUAUUUGUAUAUAUAAGUCUUAUUGUGUAUUUUAUAUAUAGAUUUAUACAUUUUCUAUUCACUUUUUAUUUUUAUUCUGUUUGUAUUAUUAUCUCUGUCUUGUUGUUUGUGCACUUUAAACUA